Lolium perenne is the source of this 2260-nucleotide messenger RNA. RefSeq names its product E3 ubiquitin-protein ligase WAV3. The record is from RefSeq and is a predicted model, not a curated record. Lineage: Eukaryota; Viridiplantae; Streptophyta; Magnoliopsida; Poales; Poaceae.
AAGAAAUCCCUAGCUACGCACAUCAAGAUCCAAUCCUUCCGCUGCUCCAUGGCCGACGCGAGCGACGCUGACGUGUGCGCCAUCUGCCUCGGCGGCAUGGUUCGCGGCCAGGCGGGCUUCACGGCGGAGUGCUCCCACGCCUUCCACCUCAACUGCAUCUCCGCCAGCGUCGCGCACGGCAACCACGACUGCCCGCUCUGCAAGGCGCCGUGGACCGUCCUGCCGGCCGUCAACGCUCCACGGGUGCCGCCGCCGCCAUCGCCCCAACAGGUUCCGCCGCCGUCGUCGUCAUCCAGGCAAGUGCGCGGCCGCACGUACGAAGAUGACGAUCCGGUGCAGGAGAUCGUUCAGGCGGAUGCCGAAGCCGGCACCAACGGAGGAGCGAUGGUCCUCAAGGCGCACUGCGAGUGCCCGGCCGUGGCGAGGGGCUCGUCCCGCGACAACUUCGCGGUGCUCGUGCACGUGAAGGCGCCAUCGGCGGCCGCCACCGAGGCCCCGCGCGCGCCGCUCGACCUCGUGACGGUGCUCGACGUCAGCGGCAGCAUGAUCGGUUCUAAGCUGGCGCUGCUGAAGCAGGCAAUGGGGUUCGUCAUCGACAACCUCGGAUCCGCUGACCGCCUCUCCGUUGUCACGUUCAACCACGACGCGAGGCGCCUGUUCCGUCUCGUGCGCACAUCUGACGCGGGGAAGGCCGAGGCGAAGCGAGCCGUGGAGUCCCUCUUCGCGAACGGGGGCACGGACAUCGGCAAAGGCCUCCGAGUGGCCGCCCAGGUGCUCGACCAGCGCCGGUACAAGAACGCCGUCACCAGCAUCAUGCUCCUCUCCGACGGGCAGGACUCGAACACGUACUACGGGAUGAGACAUGAUAGAAACGCUGCUAACUACAUCAACCUUGUGCCAUCUUCGCUAACCUACAGCGGCGCCGGCAACCGGCCUCCGGCGGUCCACACGUUUGGCUUCGGCGCCGACCACGACGCUGCGGCGAUGCACACAAUCGCGGAGAUGACAGCCGGGACGUUUUCCUUCAUCGAGAACGAGGCUGUCCUCCAGGACUCGUUCGCGCAGUGCCUCGGCGGGCUCCUCACGGUCGCCGUCCAGGAGGCCCGCAUCGCGAUGACGUGCCUACAUCCUGGCGUGCGCGUCCGGGAGGUCAAGUCCGGACGCUACGACAACCGCGUGGACGCCGGUGGCCGUGCGGCCUCGGUGGACGUGGGCGAGCUCUACGCCGACGAGGAGAGGCGCUUUCUGGUACUCCUGGACGUACCUGCUGCAGGAGCCGAUGAUGGCGUCACCGGCCUUAUCAAGCUGAGCUGCAAUUACAGAGACGCCGCUACGGGGCAGGCGGUCGACGUCACUGGAGACGAUGUCGUGGUCCAGAGGCCUGUUGAGGUGACCGACGAGGAGCCGUCCGUGGAGGUCGAGCGUGAGCGGCUGCGCGUGGCUGCAACUGAAGACAUGGCGGCGGCACGGGACGCGGCUGAUCGCAACGAACAUGCCGAGGGCGCAGGGAUACUGCGACGCCGGCUUGAGGCCGUCGAGCGUUCGGCGGUACGGAUGUCCGGCGGCAGUACGUUCACGGCCCUGGAGGGCGAGCUGCGUGACCUUAUCGCUCGCGUGGAAGACCGAGAUGAGUACGAGACCAGAGGACGCGCAUGCUUCCUGUCCGGGAUGAGCUCGCACAGGCAGCAGCGCGCCGGCGGCAUGCAGCUGAUGAGCCAGAGCAUACCGCUUAGUUUAGAGUUAGACAAUAGUGAUGAGGACGACGAGGAUGAAUGUGAAGAAGCUGAAGAAGACGAAGACGGAGAAGGAUUACGAGACUGUUUGCGCUCACGGACUGUGGAGUACAAACGGCCUAUCAAGCAGAGCAAAGGGUCGGCCCGGGCCUACGCGACUCCGGCAAUGGCUGCGAUGGUGAAGAGGUCGCGUGAUCAGCGUAGGAAGACGGCUGCGGCGCCACCGCAGCAGCAGCAGCAGAAGAAGAGGCAUGUCGAAAGGCAGCAGCAGCAGCCAGGAGAUCAGAGUGAGCCACGGAAACGUCACAGAAAACAUUAUUAGAUCACCACCCACUACUAUACGCAAUCUGGCGAAGCGCACGGAUUACUACUCCCUACUCUGUAGGAGUUUAUCUUAGAUAUUACUCCGUAGUUUGUAGAAGAUCGUCUUGAGCUUGUUAUCCUACAGAGUUAGUUCGUAUUUGUGUUCUAAGCAGUUAAAAUAAGGUAUUUCACUCUGAAAUUAUUGCUCUGAAUUGCUCUGAAUU